UAGACAGCUAUCCUGUCAUUUUCGUAAUUUCAUUGAAGCAGAGCACGGAAAGAGGCAAUUUGCCAAGUUUUGUACACACGUUUCCUUAUUGGAAUCAAAAUUAGUGUUCAUCUUUAUGAUUAAAGGCAGUCUAAUUGUUCGAUGAUAUGGUGACAACGUUUUGAUAGUGGUUCAUGUUGAAAUUGGUGAGCCGUAACUGCGAAUUUGUUAAUGAUUCUUAGAAGAUCUUAACACUCUAUGUACAAAUGAAAUGCAAUAUUCGUGAACUUGCUCAAUUGAGCGAUCAACCUUGUGUGAUAGAAGGAAGAUUAAACUAUAAAAAGAUUUCCAAUGGCAGUUAUCGUAAUCAGACAGUAUUCAAAGAGAGAUGGUUUCGGCUGAUUAACAAUUAUUUAUUUUAUUUCAAAAUCAGUGAAAUGGGAAAGUUUGAUACAAAAUGUCCUGCUGGGAUGUUUGUGUUAGAGAAUUCUUCCAUACAAAUGGAACAUGGGCAGAGCAUACCAUUUUCAUUUUCUAUUUCUUUUAUAGAUGAGCCCGAAAAACGACAUGUAUUUGCAGCGCGAGCUGAAGAUAAUGUGGUUCAGUGGGUUAUGAAACUAAGGCAGAGCUCAUAUGAAUAUCUACGAAACAGACUUCAUGCACUGCAGUCCAAGAUAUUUGCAAUCACUGGAAAGGAUCCUUUGCUCCUGGUGCCAAGGAAUGAGGGAGCAUGUUUGUGGGCCCCAUCUGUACCAUUCUCAACAGCUCCAGCUUGCACUGUUAAUACCAGUUCAUUCAGUUGCCAUCUUCACACAAAUGGCGCGUUUACACUCGAAAGAAGCAAAUCAGAUGUUCAGGCUCAUAAACAUUUCCAUGCAGAAUACUCUCAAAAAUCUACAUUUUAUACUGACGACCACAAAAAGGUAAUUGAGAGACGAGAGCAUUCCAAUGAAGUGUAUUCUCUAGAGAGAAGUAAAACAUCGGCGCUUUUACCUGGUAGUGCGAAUCCGAUUGAUAAAACUAUAUUCGACAAUCGACCACUCUACUCUAGAGCUGCUCCGAGUCCGCCCGUCAGAACGAAGCUAUCGCCAAGCAGUCGACGUGUUGAAAUGAAUCAAGAUGUUAAGGUUUUUGCUGAACAAAGUAGAAAUUUAGGUAUAACAGGUAUUCUAGAUGAAGCACCAAUUCCGCCUAGAAGAAAAGUGUCACCAAAAAAUUUGGAUAUUCCAAACCCUACCAUUGAGAUUACUAACAAUAUUGCCAGCACAGCUCCUGAUGAUGGCAGUGACGAUCUGAUUAAAUUUUAGUGUGUCCAGUUGCUGGAAAGGAAUCCCACCUAUUUAUUAUAAUAAAUUAUUUAAUAACUUGCCAGUUGUAUAGUUUAUUUCUAUGUUGUUUAGCUGGAAAUAUUGAAUAUUGAACAGAUUUAAUAAUUAUUACAUUUUUCAAUGAAGAGAUUGAAAUGUGUAAUUAAAAAGUUAUUUUUAUAUAUUAUUUUUUGUAAUUAGUCUUAGAAUUGACCUACUCAUUAUCGUGAUUCUUAGGAUAUACAAUGUACAUGACUUUGUAUGUAUAUGUAAGUCUACAUCGAGAUUUUUAUAAAUUUAUAGUGAAAUUUUGUAAGUUUUAUAGGUACUAUAUCUAGACCAAAACAUAAAUAGACAUAAAAUAGAUCCUGGAUAGCAUUUUCAAAGCCAUUUAUUAUAAGAUAUAAGAUAUCUAUGUACAAACCGAACUACCCUCAUGAUGCUAUGUCGUAUAUUAUAUUUCAUAAGCAAAAUUAUUGGAACAAAUUGCAUAGUCACAUUAUUGCUUGAAUAAUGCUUAUUUUAAUAGAAACAUUGUAUUUGGUGCUUUAUGAAUACAAGCGUUCAUUAAAUUGCAUUGAAUUAACAUCUUUGUGUUUAUUAUA
Molecule: messenger RNA, 1891 nt
Organism: Spodoptera litura
Lineage: Eukaryota; Metazoa; Arthropoda; Insecta; Lepidoptera; Noctuidae
Biological process (GO): endosome organization; receptor recycling; retrograde transport, endosome to Golgi
Cellular component (GO): trans-Golgi network; early endosome; recycling endosome
Source: RefSeq, a predicted model, not a curated record